AUGGCGAGUCCCGACUGGGUAAGAGCCAAUAAACUCUACGAUGCAUCACGUGACGCGCUGGAGGCCCCCUGGCAGCCAGCGGGGACUGGGGCGGGCCCCUCCCCUUGGGCGUUGCCUUGGCCGCUGGAAGAGGGACCUGUGACUGCUAGCGGAAUUCGCGGAGUUCACUCAAAAUCUCAGAUCAGUGAAUGGCCAGGGAACUUUGCAUCCGUCGAGUCGCGCGAAGACGUGCGACGAGGCAUUGUAGCGACGGCCGCUGGGCAAACAAAAACCGAAUGCGACAGAGGGAUGGAUCUCCUCGAGAACCAGGUCAAUGACCUCAAAUACCUGAGCCAGAAUGCCAUCACCCCCCUGCCCGACUCGACAGGCUUCACGCCGCAAAGUGCAGCUUCUCCCGUUUCCGCGGUCGGCCAUAAUUCCGCGCAACAUCACCACGGAGCCUCGAGUUCGACUACCACUUCCGACAAUCACAAUGCUACCUCUGGCGUCGUUGCCGCUGGAUCCAAGAGGAAGGAUCUAGAUGAUGGCUCGCAGAAUGGAAGCAGCAAGCAGCAGCGAAGCAAGCGGAACCGCUACAUCUCCAUCGCCUGUAAUGAGUGCAAGCGUCGCAAGAUUAAGUGCAAUGGCGAGACACCAUGCCAACGAUGUGGCAAUCUCAACCUUCAAUGUCUCUACGCGCCCAAUUGCUGCACCAACAACUUCAAGGACUCGGAAGAGUUUAAGCAGAUGAACAGCACCGUUUCGCGCCUCCAGGAACAAGUUGAGACCCUCUUCAAUAACAUCAGCAGCCUGCGGUCCGAGACGUUACGGCUCGCUCCUCUUCAACCUCAGGAUAGGGUUCUGCCUUUACCAGCCCCCGCGAGCACAGGCACUCCUUCAUCUUCAGCUUCAGGCGCGCCUCAUCAUCGACCCGACGUGAGCCAUCCACGCCAGCCAGGCUUCCGAGGCCCGACCAGCACUCACUUUAGCCUUGAUGUCGCCAAAAAUACCCUGCACAAGAUGGGCUACAGUAACAUGGGCGAAGAGGCACCCGAUGAUGGUGCUAUCCCACCAGAGGAGACGCCGGGAACAUCGCCAAUGCUCGCAUCAGCCGCCCCUGACUCGCAGCGCCCUUUCCCGGACCCUCUUUGGGAAUUUGACAAGGACGAGAUGAUUCGCCUCUGCCGAGUCUACGAGGAGGAGGUCGGUAUCAUGUACCCCGUCAUCCGAGUCGAAACUGUUGUAAACCACACCAAGAUCCUUGCCUCGUGGAUGGAUGCAGUCAAAAAGCACUUCCAGAAGCGUCCCGUGAGCCAAGAGGCCGGUAUCUCGGACCACAAGACUGUCAUUCUCAAGCUGGUCAUGGCCACAGCUCUGAUAGUUGAAGAGCACGGUGACAGCAGCAAGGCGGUUAGAAUUCUGGACAGUAUACAGCCCAUUCUCAACAGAAUGCUCAUGAGCGAUCCGAGUGACGUUGCCAACCUGCCGCUGCUUUGUCUGCUUGGUGUCUACCACUUCCUCGCCAACGAUGAAAUUCUCGCAUGGAGGGUGGUUGGCCAGGCUUUGCGGCACUGCAUUGAGUUGGGAUUGCAUCGACGCGAGGCGAUCCUGCGGAUACCGGAUGAGGAGGAUCGCCGUAACGCCAUCCACACCUUUUGGAGCUCGUAUGUUUUGGACCGACGGUGGAGUUUUGGUACUGGGCUUCCUUAUGUUGUCUCAGACGACGAGAUUGAUCCAAAUCUCCCUCUACCGCAAGCCCAGGACCAACAUCCAUAUCUGGUAGCUAUGGUGUCAUACUCACAGCUUAGUGCUAAAGUAUGGCGUCUAGUGAGGCACUUUGAACCCAAUAUGGCUCUGGAUCUUCGCCAGAAUGACAUUGAGGAACUUGACCGCCAAAUCAAGCAAUGGUACACGGAAGUUCCUGCAGAAGUCCAACUCGAACUUGAGGAUUGGGAGUCCAUGCCACCGGAGAUCAGCUCGGCUAUGCAUACCCAAAAGGACUACAAUCUCCAACGUCUACAGAUCUGGACCUAUCUGCGCCUGAAUCAGAUACGAACAUGGCUGCAUAUGCCGAUUUUGCACACUCACAGUAGCAUCAUGGAAAACCUCCGGGGCGCAGAACAAGCCGUCAAGCUUGCCAAGAAUACCAUCAAGUACCUGACUCAUCUCAACAGUACGACGAACAUUUACCGCAAGAUUCAGGUGUUCUACCACCAAUUCCUGACCUCAGCAAUUGCCGUACUCUUUCUAGCUUCUUGCCAUGCGCCCGUCAACUUCAGUGCCGCCUGUCGCGAUGAAUUCUACAUGGCGCUUGAACUUGUUCGAGACCUGAGCACCAAGUCGUGGGUGUCACAACGUCUUUGGCGGACCAUCAAGUCCCUCAAAGAAGUGGCACCGCGACUGGGACUUGCCGAGGUGGAUGAUCCUCACUCAAGCGCAGCAUUAGCCAUGGCAGGCUUGGCCACGGGGCAUAUGGGGCCGGCCACGACACCGCCAGCCGGUUCUACGGCGGCAUUCACCCGACCUGUGCCGCCCACUAGUGCACCUCCAAAUGGUGUACCGGCCGUCGAUGGUGCCCAAAACGGAUGGCAGAUUUCGCAUGAGAUGUCAAGAAUUUUUGAAGGAUACAUGGGCAUGAAUGGCUUCCCACCCCCGCCUCUUGACCCUCUUGGUGCUUCUGCAGACCCAAGCCGCGCAGGUAGCGAACUUACCCAGCCUGUCCCCGUGGACGACGGCGUGCCCAUCGGGCCAUUUGGCGUUUCUGUGUCAGGAGCUGCCGUCCCAAGCGUUUACAGUCAUUUUAGGGACAUGUUUUAA
This is a messenger RNA of Pestalotiopsis fici W106-1, 2796 nucleotides long. RefSeq lists its product as uncharacterized. Gene Ontology annotation, molecular function: DNA-binding transcription factor activity, RNA polymerase II-specific; RNA polymerase II cis-regulatory region sequence-specific DNA binding; zinc ion binding. Gene Ontology annotation, biological process: DNA-templated transcription; positive regulation of transcription from RNA polymerase II promoter by galactose. Gene Ontology annotation, cellular component: nucleus. NCBI's taxonomy places the organism in Eukaryota, Fungi, Ascomycota, Sordariomycetes, Amphisphaeriales, Sporocadaceae. The transcript has 3 exons. The coding region runs from base 1 to 2796 and encodes 931 amino acids. The record is from RefSeq and is a predicted model, not a curated record.